UGAGGCGAGGAAGUCCGAAACCUGCAGCUGUUGGGUGAGCGCAGGAUAAUCAUGGCUAAACCCGAAAACCCCCCGCUGUAGGAUCAUUCGGGCCGCUCCCGAGCCGGAGGACAGGCAGAGACAACUUUGUAUACCACCGCUGCAGAGACCGAGACGGCGGAGGGCUUCCUCUGGUCCCUCCCUGCUGGAAGAAAUGUGGCUGAACCCGGAGGAAGUUCUGCUGAAAAACGCUUUGAAGCUCUGGGUGACCGAGAGGAGCAACGACUUCUUUCUCCUGCAGAGGAGGAGAGGCCACGGAGAGUCGACCGGCAGGAUCACAGGUCUCCUAGUGGGAGCACUGGACACGGUGCUGGACUCAAAUGCCAGGGUCACCCCCUUCCGCAUCCUCCUCCAGGUUCCCGGCUCCCAGAUCAGCUGGGUCAUCGCCAGUGGAGCUGCCAUAGAAGAGGUGAACAAGCACUGGGAUUGGCUGGUCCACAACCUGCUUCACUCUCUGUCUGUGUUUGAGAACAAGGAGGAUGUUGCAAGCUUUGUCAAAGGAAAAGUCAAGGGCCUUAUCGCCGAGGAGGUUCGGGGCCGGCAGGCUGCCCAGGAGGAGGACCCGGAGAAGUUCAGGGAGGCGCUCAUGAAGUUCGAGCUGCGCUUUGGCCUCCCGUCAUCGGAGAAACUGGUGACGUACUACUCCUGCUGCUGCUGGAAGGGCCGGGUGCCUCGGCAGGGCUUCCUCUACCUCAGCAUCAACCACAUGGCCUUCUACUCCUUCCUGCUGGGGAAGGAAGUCAAAUUUGUCAUUCCCUGGGCGGAGAUGACACGGUUGGAGCGGGUCUCCACCGGUCUGAUGACGGAGGCGAUCCGGGUCAACACACGGCAGCGGCAGAGGGAGUUCUCCAUGUUCCUGAACCUGGAUGAGGCAUUCGGGGUCAUAGGUCAGCUGGCUGACAUUGCCCUGAGGCGGCUGCUGGACAGCGAGGGCCUGGAGCUGGACCGAGUCCUGCAGCAGCCCGCACGCAUCACCAAGAGGAUCCUAGAGGAACAGGCGUUGAGGGAGUACGUCCUUGCUCUGUUCCGGCUCCCUCGUGGCGAAAGACUCCACGAGGUGGCGUCUUGUUCGGUGUGGACCCCGCACGCCCGCUGCCACACAGCCGGGACUCUCUACACCACCGACAGCUAUCUGUGUUUCUCCAGCCGAGAGGAAGGCAACUGCAUCCUGCUCAUACCCCUCUCAGAGGUGUUAUCCAUAGAGAAAGCAGAGAGCACCAGCCCGCUUCCCAACCCCGUGAUCGUGAGCAUUCGGACUAAGAAGGCUUUCCAGCUGAUCGAGCUGCAGGACAGAGACGAGCUGGUGGAGCGGCUCAACACCAGACUCAAAGCCCUGCAGUGGAAACAGUCCAUGUUCCGCAAGGGAGGGAGGGAGAGGAGCGUGAGCUCCCCGACACCCUACUACUACACCUUCUACUACGACACUGGGUUUUCUGAUGAAGAGGAGAUAGAGGAGCAGGUUCUGCGUAACACGGUCAACAGUGAGGCCUUGAUGACGGCCUUCCACCAAAACCAACCGGGAACAAAUGGCAACAAGAGCUUGGAGCAGGCGAAGGAGCGGCUGUGGGAGGAUCAUUUCUCCGAGUUCGGUCGCGGUGUGCACAUGUUUCGCACGGAGAAGAUCCAGAGACUUGUUGCCAUGGGGAUACCAGAGUCGCUGCGAGGGGAGCUGUGGAUGACACUUUCUGAUGCCUCCUCAGAGCUAGAGGCUCAUCAGGGCUACUACACCAGCCAGGUGCAGAAGUCAAUGGGCCAGAGCAACCUCGCCACGGAGGAGAUCGAGCGGGACCUCCACCGCUCCCUGCCGGACCAUCCUGCUUUCCAAAACCCCACCGGCAUCGCGGCGCUCAGGCGCGUCCUCACCGCCUACGCCCACCGCAACCCAAAGAUCGGAUACUGUCAGUCUAUGAACAUCCUGGCGUCCGUGCUGCUGCUCUACGCCAAAGAGGAGGAAGCGUUCUGGCUGCUGGUGGCUGUUUGUGAGAGGAUGCUGCCCGACUACUUCAACCGCAGAGUGAUAGGAGCUCAGGUGGACCAGUCGGUGUUCGAGGAGCUGAUCCGGGAGCGUUUGCCAGAGCUGGCUGAGCAGGUCCCAGACCUCUCCUCCCUCUCCUCUGUCUCCCUCUCUUGGUUCCUCACCCUCUUCCUCAGCGUGCUGCCCUUCCACAGCGCCGUCUGCGUGGUCGACUGCUUCUUCUUCCACGGGAUCAAAGCUAUCUUCCAGCUGGGUUUGGCCGUGCUGGAGGCCAACGCUGCUCAGCUCUCUGCCAGCACUGAUGAUGGACAGGCACUUAUGAUUCUCACGAGUUUUCUGGAACAGGUUGGAAGUAAAGAGUCGUCCCGUCCUCCGUCCUCCCCGCCUGCUGCAGAGGAGAGCAGCAGCAGCAGCGACACCGAUAUUCCCGCUGUGCGACACACAAACAUCACAAACCUCAUCAAUGAGUCCUACGAGAAAUUUGGAGACCUGACAGUGCGGCAGAUCGAGAGGCUUCGCUGUCGACACAGAAUCCGAGUGCUGCAGGCUCAUGAAGACACCACCAAGGAAAACGCUUUGCGAUUGGUGACUCCAGAUGUUUCCAUCCUUCCAGAGAUCUUGGCCGAUGUCUAUGACCUCUUCAAGACGGAGCACUUUAUCAGUCUGUACUGGGGUGACAGCAGCUCUGCGGCGGCGGCGGAGGCGGCAGCGUGGAGUUACGGUGACUCUGGUCGCUCCUACAUGGAGCGGCAGUACCGGCUGGACCGGCCCCAGUUCAAGAGCCUGUAUGGGCUGCUGGUGCCGUGGCCCGGCGGCUCUAACCAGCACACCGACACGGUGGCCAACCGCACCUUCACCCUGCUGGACCAGGACCGCGACAACCUGGUCACCUUUAGAGAGUUCGCUGGCUGGCUGGACACUUUGUACUGUGAAGAGCUAAAUGAGAAAAUAAGGCUGCUGUAUCGCCUCCACAUCCCACCAGCUCUGACAGAGAGUGAGGAUGACCCCUCUCUGAUGAAGAGCCCUCUGCUGUCCACCAACAGACCCCUCUGUGUUAAUCUGCCCUCCGGUGUUGAAGGUGAAGUGAAAGAUUACCAGGAGCAGCUGAAGCAGAUGCUGCAGGAUCUGGCCAAAGAGAAGGAGAAGGAUGUGGAGAAACCUCUGCCACUCAUGAACCAGCGGGAGUUCAUCCAGUUCUGCAAAACACUCUACAGCAUGUUCCACGGCGAGCCGGAGGAGAACGACCUCUUCCAGGCCAUCGCUACGGUCACCAGCCUCGUGCUGCAGAUCGGCGAGGCCGGCCACCGCGGGCACAGCUCGGGGUCAGAGGUCACCGGCAAAGAGGAGGCGAAAGGAGCACAGCCCGCACAGGUGACCGCUGAAGAUGCCGGGGCUGACGGGAGUUCGGCGCCGGCGGCGGCGGAGAAGGAGUGGACGGUCAGCUACGCUCAGAUCCUGGCGUCGCUGCUGACCGAGCAGGCGCUGGUGAACUUCUUCGAGAAGCCGACGGAUCUCUCGGCUCAGAUCGCAGCGGCCAGGGAGAAGCAGUACCACCAGCGGGCGGGGUUGCUCACACUGCAGCAAGGGAGCAGGUGACUGAAACGUGGACGGUGUGGAGCCACAGCAGAAGCCAAAUAAGUCGAAGAAGAAAACCCAGAAUAUCAGUAUCACUUGACUGAAUGUGACGGAACGCAGCGGCUUCACAUUCAGAAGCUAAAGAGCCUUAAAGUUAUCUGUGACAUUUACUAUAUCAGUACUAUGACUGGCUUAACAACAAACUGAUCCACUUUUGCCUGUAACUGACAACAGAAAGAAGAAAAUCUUUUGAGCCACAAAGACAAUUUUCCAAAUCUCUGAUGGUCACUUUGCGCCACGGACACCGAAAAAAUUACAGUUAUUGCCUUCGUAUGUCACCGUGAGGAUGCCUGCAGUUAGACUUCCACUUAUUAGGCACCGCUUAUAAAGUGUUUAUAACUAACUAAUGCUUUAUAGAUCAGUUAUAAGCCUUUUAUUUAAUUAACUUUUCAGUCGCCAGGUUGCAAAACAUCUCUGAUCAGUCAUUAACAGUGAAAUCAUUACUGGUGUCUCACUUUCUCUCACUUUCUAAUAAGCCAGGAACUCAUUAAUAAAAUGUUUACUUACUUCAUAUUAUCCAAAGUUGGUCAGUCAUCUGCUGUGAAAAAUGUAAAUAAGUGAAUAAUAAAAGGGUUUUUACAACAAUCUAAAAACCAAUACUGGGAUUUUGAUCCAGACUCUCACUUUUCCAGAGGGUCAGAGGUCAAAGGUUCCUUCAGAGCAGGAAACCUGAUAAACUAAUGAGCAGAGAAGCCAGUGUGCUGCUGGAGGAGGGUAAAGCCUAAUCACUUAUCUAUAAAGUGUUAGUACAUGAUACAACUAAAUACCUUUAUAAAGGCGGCCUUAUUAGAAAGUUGUGCUACUAAUCAUUACAAUCAACGGUGCAGCAUUAAGGACACAUCAAGCAUGUAACGACUGUUUUUUUUUUUUUUACUGAUUUUAUAACCUCUGUUUCUUUAAUAUCAAAUGUUUUCACAUGCACUC
Messenger RNA from Seriola dumerili (greater amberjack), 4573 nucleotides. RefSeq names its product TBC1 domain family member 8 (gene tbc1d8). The record is from RefSeq and is a predicted model, not a curated record. Bases 194 to 3610 code for a protein of 1138 amino acids. Gene Ontology annotation, molecular function: calcium ion binding. Lineage: Eukaryota; Metazoa; Chordata; Actinopteri; Carangiformes; Carangidae. The transcript is spliced from 20 exons.